AAUAAUUUUCAAGUUUUAUUCACUUCAUGUAAUCGUAUGUAUACAUGAUUGGUGAAAUAUAUUCCGUAUCGGUUUACGAUACUGGCCGCUUUUUUACCUUAGCAUAGUUUGACAGUUUUGAACUGUUUUGCAGGAGUGGCUUGUAUUCGAAAUUGCCAACUCGCUUAUAUCGUUGUUUCAUAUCCCUGAACGUAAUGUGUAGAAUCAUUUAUGAAGGGAUUGUCAUUAUCUUUUAGGAGAUAAAAAGAUAGUUCUCAGCGCGAAAAUUCCGAGGGAUCAUGGGUAGUUUCAAAGCAAUGAUAAUAAUGUCUCAACUUAUACAGUAUGUCGUGGUUCGUCAGGAUUUGAUAAAAACCAUGAGUUGGUCGGUCGGUGCUGUGAUUGCGCAAGCUUGUCACGCGUGUUCGGCCGUUACGCAUUUGUUUCACGAUGAUAUUCAUACGCGAGCUUACCUCGCCGAUUUAGACAACAUGCACAAGGUCGUUUUACAGGCUCCAGACGAGUCCAGUUUAACGGAUUUGAAAAAAUCUUUGGACGAAAACGACAUCAAGCACAAGCUUUGGAUAGAACAGCCGGAAAACAUCCCUACUUGUCUAGUUGUAAAGCCGUAUCCAAAAGAAGAGAUUCAAAUUUAUUUUAAGAAAUUCAAAUUGUUUAAGUAGCUCGAUGCAAUAAAAUAAUUUCUUUUCACUCACA
Molecule: messenger RNA, 696 nt
Organism: Neodiprion fabricii
Lineage: Eukaryota; Metazoa; Arthropoda; Insecta; Hymenoptera; Diprionidae
Product: putative peptidyl-tRNA hydrolase PTRHD1
Exons: 3
Coding region: 279-662 (127 amino acids)
Molecular function (GO): peptidyl-tRNA hydrolase activity
Source: RefSeq, a predicted model, not a curated record